Physella acuta is the source of this 2107-nucleotide messenger RNA. RefSeq lists its product as uncharacterized. The record is from RefSeq and is a predicted model, not a curated record. Lineage: Eukaryota; Metazoa; Mollusca; Gastropoda; Physidae.
GUGGCCCAUAAUGCAAUGCUUUGGUUUACUUUGGUUGGCCAUUGUUCCUCAUCGAUCAAUAUUCAAACACACGCUUCAACAACGUAGUAACUGAAUUUCAAGCAUUACUGAUCAUUUGUGUUUGCUUCAAGCAAUUCUCAAGUGAAAUGGCACCCAUCAAACGAGCUGCAGUCAGCAGAAACAAACGCAAUGUUCGUUCCAAGAAAGCUGCCAUGGCCAAUGCAAGAUCUUUCAUGCUUACAAACAAAGCCCAGAUUCAGCUGAAUGAGCCAACACUUUCAACUGAAACUCCAGGAACUAGCAACCAGGACACUGUGUUACCAGAUAUUCAUGUAAGAGAAUCUGCUUCCAAGCGGAAGCUAAACUUUUCUGCCUGUUUAUUUCAAGACAAGCCUGAUGUUGAUGUGCCUAAAAGCAACGAGCUCUCAUCAUAUACUUUGAUUGAUCUAAGCAAUUUGGGCAGCCUAUUCAGCGAGCUGAGCUGUAAUGUAUGCUGUGAAAAGCUCGCGUUAUCUUGUGAAAAGAGAACUGGCUCUGUGCUGAUCUUGCGAGUUGCUUGCUCCAAGUGUAAUGUGCUCCAUAGUAGCACUCCAACAUCUAAAACACUUGCAGAUAGCAAGCAUUCUGAGAUUAACAGGCGGCUGGUUGCUUCUUUUCUAAACAUAGGACUAGGACAUGCUGGGAUGGAAGCAUUCUGUGAGGCGAUGGGGAUGGACUCAAUGGAACAAAAGACAUACAUGGCCCAUCUCAAUGCCAUACACAAGAAAAAUGAAGCUUUAAGUGAUGUGGUAAAAGCUGAAGCUGUAAAUACAGUAAAAAAAACUGUAUGGCGCAGAAGCAGAUAAACCUCUUGACAUCACUGUCAGUUUUCAUGGUACGUGGUACAAGAGGGGUCAUACCUCAAAACAUGGACUUGGCGUUGUCAUUGAGUCAACAACAGGAUUGGCAGUGGAUUUUCAUGUUAUGUCCACACAUUGUCAGCUGUGUUCAACAACAGGCAAGAUUAAGAGGAAAGAGGGACAGGAGGCCUACUUAGAGUGGUAUCAGUCACGCAAAGGUGACUGUGACAUAAACCAUACUGGGUCUUCAGGUCUCAUGGAGGUAGAGGCAGCAAAGACCAUGUGGCAGCGUUCGUUAGACAAUGGUCUGAGGUAUACUACGUUUGUCAGCGAUGGUGAUUGCAAAACCUACAAUGAGCUCAUGAUCCUGUCACCUUAUGAUGUGCCAAUCCAAAAAGAAGAGUGCACAAACCAUGUGUCGAAGAGGCUAGGCACAGCACUCAGGAACCUGGUGGCACAUGAGUCCAAGAGUGGCCGGACAUUAGGUAGGCGUAAAACAGGAAGCCUAACACAAGUGAGUGCAAUUCAAAAUUUCUUGCAUCAUAUAAGAAUUACUACAUUCUUUUUUUUUCUUGUUUGUAAAACAAAAAUAUUUUACCUUCAGGUAAAAAUGAACCUCCUCCAAAAAUAUUACAAGAAGGCUGUGUCCAGCAGGUGCAGCACUACUGAGGAGCUGAGGCACAAAAUAAUGAUGAGCUACAAUCACGCUACAUCAACCGACGAUAAACCAAACCACAGUGACUGUCCUGCCGGUGAAUCGUCCUGGUGCUUUUGGCAGCGAGCUCUUGCUCUCAAUUUACAACCUCCCUCACACAUUGGGAGGAGCAGCUGCUUUCUAUCAGAGGUGGUGGCUGAAAAGGUAAAGCCUAUUUAUGAGAGGCUCACCUCUGAUAGUCUGCUCUCCCGAUGCUUUUCAGGCAUGACACAAAAUGCAAAUGAAAGCAUACAUGCCAAGAUUUGGGCUCGCGUCCGCAAGCAUAUUUUUGUAGGAAAAAAAAGAGUUGAUGUGGGCACUUCACUUUCAGUAGCUGAGUUCAAUUCAGGAAGUGUUGGCCUACACAAUUUUUUGCAGCACAUUGGCUGUAAAAUCAGUAAUAUAACACUGAAAAAAGGGGGAAAAGGGACACACAGCGUGUGUCUAAAGCUGAAAGAAAGGAGUGUUUGGAGGUGAAAAGAAGAAAAAAAGAAAUAGUUAGUGCCAGGAUUGUUGCUCAGCAAGACUUUGAGUGUAUGGAAGGUGGUAAAAGUUAGUGCAGGGAAAUUUUAAU